AGAACCAACAUAUAAAAUUCAUCAACAUAUUAAAAAAAAUAUAUAGUAGAACAAUAAUUGUGUGAUGGAAGAAGUGAAGUUGCUUGGUCUAUGGUAUAGUCCUUUUUGUCACAGAGUUGAGUGGGCUUUAAAAAUUAAGGGUGUGAAAUGUGAAUUUAUUGAAGAAAAUUUACAAAAUAAGAGUCCCCUACUUCUUGAAUCAAACCCAAUUCACAAGAAAAUUCCAGUGUUAAUUCACAAUGGAAAGUCCAUUUGUGAGUCAAUGGUGAUUGUUGAAUACAUUGAUGAGACAUUUGAAGGCCCUUCUAUCUUGCCUAAAGACCCUUAUGAUCGUGCUAUAGCUCGUUUUUGGGUUAAGUUUUUCGAAGAUAAGGGGUCAGCAGUGGGGACAAGUUUCUUUCACAAAUCAGAGAAAGCUAAAGAGGAAGUUUGUGAGAUGUUGAAAAUUCUUGAUAAUGAGUUAAAGGAUAAGAAGUUUUUUGUUGGUGACAAAUUUGGAUAUGCUGAUAUUGCUGCUAAUUUUCUUGCACUUUGGAUGGGAAUUCUUGAAUAAGCAACUGGAAUUAUUUUGGUAACAAAAGAAAAAUACCCAAAUUUUUAUGCUUGGAGAGAUGAAUACAUUAAUGGGAACAAAGAAUAUUUACCUUCAAGAGAUGAGUUGCUUGCUUUUUUCAAAGCUCGCUUUCAAGCUGCUGCAACACCUCCUUAUUCGAAUUGAUUUCUCGUAUGAUCACUUGAUUAAUCGUUAUAACAAAGAAAGUUAUUUUGCUUUAUCCAAGAACAUUGAUUUUCUGGAAUAAUAACUAGUUAGUUAAGUAUUUGAGAAAUCAAUCCUAUUUAUUCAUCUUUGAAAAUUCAAAAUUUUGUGUGGCAAUAAAAGUUGGGGUGAAUUUAGAGAGUGUUUUGUGGGUUCAAAUAGAUUAUAAGUAUUAGUUCGAACUAUGCAUAAAAAAAAAAAUCAAACUA
Messenger RNA from Solanum verrucosum, 966 nucleotides. Its product is annotated as probable glutathione S-transferase. The record is from RefSeq and is a predicted model, not a curated record. Gene Ontology annotation, cellular component: cytoplasm. The transcript is spliced from 2 exons. Bases 65 to 553 code for a protein of 162 amino acids. Lineage: Eukaryota; Viridiplantae; Streptophyta; Magnoliopsida; Solanales; Solanaceae. Gene Ontology annotation, molecular function: glutathione transferase activity. Gene Ontology annotation, biological process: glutathione metabolic process.